This is a messenger RNA of Solanum stenotomum, 456 nucleotides long. RefSeq names its product cyclin-dependent protein kinase inhibitor SMR13-like. NCBI's taxonomy places the organism in Eukaryota, Viridiplantae, Streptophyta, Magnoliopsida, Solanales, Solanaceae. The record is from RefSeq and is a predicted model, not a curated record. Gene Ontology annotation, biological process: regulation of DNA endoreduplication. The transcript has a single exon. Bases 80 to 379 code for a protein of 99 amino acids.
GAAAACAAAAAAUAAAAAAUACAUUUCUUUUCUUCAAACUAUCACUUUCGCUCUCUUCUUUCUCUCUCUUAAUUUCACCAUGGCUAAAGACCUCCAAACCCCAAAAGAUUUCCAAGAAAACCAAUCACCAAACAUCAACUCUCCUCUUCCAAAUGAAUGCAAAACCCCAAAAUCUCCUUCAUGUAGGAUUCCCCAAGCUGUUAACUGUCCUGGUGCUCCUAAGAAACCGAAAAGGGCAAAUCGGUCAUUGUGCAAGAGAAGAUUGCGAUUUGAGAUUGUCGUCAUGGUUACUGAGGAAGAAAUCGAUUCAUUUUUCAGGAAUGCAGAAGAUGCUAACAAUGGUUGUAACAAGAUCAUGAAAAGAAGACGUAGCAUGUAAACUCAUAAAAAAUGUUAUUCAGAAAUAAUCAUCUGAUAUUUGAAACUCAUAAUUGACUGAUUGAUAAAAGUUAUUGU